AGAGUUGGCUCUUUUUACUUAUCAGGAUUACCUUGCCUUCUUCCUCUACCGGUUUGUGUGAAGUCUUAGAAGAGUACUUUCUGUAGUGAAAAAUGAGUAGAGCAAGAAGUGGAUAUCCAUUUACAGCAACUCAGUGGCAAGAACUUGAGCAUCAAGCUCUUAUUUACAAGUACAUGGCCUCUGGAAUGCCUGUCCCUCCUGAUCUUCUCUACACCAUCCGAAGGAGCUUAGACUCUUCAAACCACCAACCCCAACACAUUGGAUGGAACUGUUUUCAGUUGGGAUUUGGGAAGAAAAUAGAUCCAGAGCCAGGGAGGUGUAGAAGAACAGAUGGGAAGAAAUGGAGGUGUUCAAAAGAAGCCUAUGCAGAUUCCAAGUACUGUGAGAGACACAUGCACAGAGGCAGAAACCGUUCAAGAAAGCCUGUGGAAGUUAUGACAACAAGAACUACUAAUACUAAUACUACACCCCCAACAGCAAUUACCAUUUCAUCAAUCAAGAAGAACUCAAACAACUAUUCUCCAUCUACCCCCGCUUCUUUCUCUUAUUCAUCUGAACCCCAACAUUCUUUUCUCUAUCCACAUUCUUCUUCCUCUAGACCCCCUGGCAAUAUUGGUUUGUCAUCUCAAGACCAGACCAAGUUCCUCUUUGAUUCUGGUGCUUAUUCCAGAAGUGCAUCUGGUUCUACUUCAAUAGAUGAUAAUAGUUGGGAACUGGCACCAUUGACAAUGGGUUCACCACUUGGCCAUUCGAAACAGAGGACUUAUUCAGUUUCACAAACUGGUGAGUCUUACUUACAACUGCAAAGCUUCAACGAAUCCUCAAGACAACAACAACAAAGACAAGAUCAGUACAACUAUUAUGCACUGGGAAAUGAUGUCAAGGCUGAUCUGCAUAUGAAAAUAGACACAGAAGAUCAUCAGCAACCCAAGAAAGUAAUGCACCACUUCUUUGAUGAACUGCCACCUGAUCAACACAACAAAGACUCGUGGCUUGAUUCCAAAACCCACCUCUCAAUUUCAGUACCAGAUUCUUCACGUGACUUCUUCAUCACCCAUAAUGGGAAAUAAAUUUUGUGGAGCAUAGGCCAAAGUAGUACUUGAAUGCUGGUGGGGCGGUGCUUUCCAUCUAAGCAUUCUGUAUGCGUGUGUACUGUGUUCUUAAACUGUUUUUCUUUUUCCUUCUUUUUUGUCCCUGGGACAAGAGCUAUGAUAUGUGAUAUUGUGAUUUCAAAUUCUGUGGCGAACAAUAUUUGGAGUAGAAAAACAGUAAAAAAAAAAAAAAAUUUUACUAUCCACUAAUUUUCAAGUCGUGCACCAAUUGGCCCUUGAUAAUUUCUUGUUUUUAUUUUUUAUUUUUCUUGUUUAUGUAAGAGUGUGGGGCUUGUAGUCAGCAUUAGAAGUACGUAGUGUUCUGGCUAACUGAGCAAUCACAUGUAUUUGGCUGUCUGCAUUGUAUUCUUACACUGUUAGCACUAUUUCGUUUUAUUGUUUGAAUGGCUGAGCCAGGUAUCUGGAGUUUUGCCACAUGUUGGUACGUUCUAUUCAUUAGGAUGACAUAUUGAAUAUUGGCUUUUUUUGGUAGUUGCUUUCAGUGACUACUUUAAGUUAUUGCUUACUAUUGAAUUAAUGGACCCAGUUGAUAUUUUGGA
Nicotiana tabacum (common tobacco) is the source of this 1651-nucleotide messenger RNA. Its product is annotated as growth-regulating factor 3-like. Gene Ontology annotation, biological process: regulation of DNA-templated transcription; DNA-templated transcription; developmental process. The record is from RefSeq and is a predicted model, not a curated record. NCBI's taxonomy places the organism in Eukaryota, Viridiplantae, Streptophyta, Magnoliopsida, Solanales, Solanaceae. Gene Ontology annotation, cellular component: nucleus. Gene Ontology annotation, molecular function: ATP binding.